Molecule: messenger RNA, 550 nt
Organism: Prunus avium (sweet cherry)
Lineage: Eukaryota; Viridiplantae; Streptophyta; Magnoliopsida; Rosales; Rosaceae
Source: RefSeq, a predicted model, not a curated record
CCUAGACAAGAAGAUAGUCGUCGGCAGUGAUGCAAACAUAAGAGCUCUCUCUUUCUAUAAAUCCAAGACGACUUCAUUUCUGCAGUAGUUUGAAGUUGCAGAGGACCAAGAUGAAAAGAAAGAUAAUGGAUCAGAAAAAAGGAUCAGAGAUUAUGCGUGCCAUUGAAGAACUGUCGGUGAUGGUCGAAGUUAGAAGUGCAACAUUGGUCCCAGUUGCUGAACAUGGUGAUGUUGAUGAUCAUGCACGUGAUCGUGAUGCUGCCUUUAUCAAUCACGAGGCUGCCCAUAUUCCAACAAGGCCUUUCCUUUCUCUCUGCGGCUUGCUUCUUCAAGUUCUUGAUAAAAUUGGACCAACAAUGGCUGUUCUCAGGCAAGAUAUUCAUCAGAAUAUUCGGAGAUUGGAAGUGAAACAUGAAUCUGAUCCUUCAACAUACUCAAAUAUGGUUGAGAUUUUGAAAAUGGAGGCGACCGAAGGCAUUGCAAGAAAUGUUACUAGUUCUAGUAGAGCCGUCGUUUGGCUCACCAGGUAAUCUUGUUUGCCUCGUCAGGU